AUGGCCCCCAUCGCAGUAGACGCUCCGCCCGCUCAGUCUUCCACAGAGGGCAUCCAGUCUCUCAAGGCCCGCCUCCAGGCCUCCAAAGCUGACAUUACCCUUCCCCCAGACAACACCCUCAAGCGAUACCUCAAGGCAGGCAUCGACCUCUCUAACGGCUACCCUUACUUCCCUCCCAAGCCCGAGUUUGUCCAGGAUGUACACCAGAUCCAAAACGGCUUGCGAGAUUAUGUCGACCCCGGCACAAGGGCUGACCCCGAGAAGAAGGCUCUCUUUGGCGCUGCCAAGGAGGUCAGGAAUCUCGGUACUUGGAUCGGAACUGAAAUCGUUGGACUUCAGCUGAAGAAUCUUACCGACAAGCAGAAGGACGAGCUUGCCCUUCUUGUCGCCGAGCGAUCAGUCGUCUUCUUCCGAGACCAAGACAUCUCUCCUCAAGAACAAGCAGCCCUCGGUCUAUACCUUGGUGACGGUGAGAUCGAGCGCCACCCCCAAGCAGCUCAAGUCCCCGGCCUCGACUCUGGUGUCUCUCUUAUCUGGGAAAAAGCCUUCAAGGGCUUUGAGGAUGGUAGGAGCCACCGUGUGCCGUACGGCGGCGGACAGUUCGGGUGGCACACCGAUCUCGUUCACUUGCCAUUCCCUCCUGGAUACACUCACCUCCAUCAAGACACUGUGCCCGAAGUGGGAGGUGACACCCUCUGGGCGUCCGGCUACGCCGCCUACGACAAGCUUUCUCCAACCUUCAAGAAGCUCAUCGACGGUCUCAACGGCGUCUAUCGUUCCGCCCACAAGUACAAGGACGCCAACGACCCCGAGGGCGACGCCAAAUACGUCACCCGCGUCCACCCUCUCGUCCGUACCCACCCCGUCACCGGAUGGAAAGCCCUCUGGAUCAACCGAGCGAUGACAGCAAGUAUCGAAGGCCUCGACAAACCCGAGUCUGACACCAUCCUUGAAUACCUCUACGGAGUGUAUGAGAGGUCGACCGAUAUUCAAGUCAGGUGGCACUGGACUCCGGGAACGAGUGCUAUCUGGGACAACAGAACGACGAUCCAUACGGUGUCUUAUGACUAUGAUGGUGAACGCCACGGCACUCGAGUCUCUUCUCUUGCAGAAAAACCAUACUACGACCCCAAGUCUACCUCCAAGGCUGAAGCUCUCCAGCUCCCUCGUUGGGUCAACACCCCCGACCUCAUCGCUGGGUACUGA
Molecule: messenger RNA, 1206 nt
Organism: Cryptococcus wingfieldii CBS 7118
Lineage: Eukaryota; Fungi; Basidiomycota; Tremellomycetes; Tremellales; Cryptococcaceae
Exons: 9
Coding region: 1-1206 (401 amino acids)
Cellular component (GO): cytoplasm
Molecular function (GO): 2-oxoglutarate-dependent dioxygenase activity
Source: RefSeq, a predicted model, not a curated record